GGAAGACGCGACCCGGAAAGCGGCCGUAUAUGAACAAGGCGGGUCAGACGCGGAGGACGCACUUGGGAUCUCGCAUUCUCGCUCGCUCGCUCGCUCGGCCAUCAUCGGACUUCUGUACAAGCACGAGAGGGGAGAAACAGCGGAUUCAUCACCGUCAGAGAGUGUUAGAACAAGAUGGUGGCCAAUGGUGAUGCACCUGCUAGAGGGAGUGCCGCGGCAGCUGCAAGCCUGCGCAGGCGUAGGACCACAAGCGGUGCUGCUGGUGGUGGAGGCGGUGCCAGCUCAAUGCUCCAGUUCUACACUGAUGAGGCUGCGGGCCGCAAAAUGUCACCAAACACUGUUCUGAUCAUGAGCAUUGGGUUCAUCGCUGUCGUCGCUAUGCUCCAUGUUUUCGGGAAGCUCUACCGCACCUCCAACUAGGUUGGCAUUACCAAUAUCCAACAAAGCAGAGGCCACCAAGAGAGGAACCUUAUAGAGCGAUUUAAAUGGAUAGCAAGUGACAAUCAGAGAGGAACCUUGUAGAGCGAUUUAAAUGGAUAGCAAGUGACUAUUAGAUUCUGAACUGUUAUAGAAGUUUAUUUAUACAACUUGCAAUGCUGAGGGCUAUGAUAAUCCCUGCGAGUCUGGUUUAGUCAUUGUUUGAUAUUUUUGAAAUGUGCUUGCAUAUGCUACUUUGUGUUUCUGUUUACCUGAUCUUGCCAUUCAA
Molecule: messenger RNA, 706 nt
Organism: Sorghum bicolor (sorghum)
Lineage: Eukaryota; Viridiplantae; Streptophyta; Magnoliopsida; Poales; Poaceae
Product: protein transport protein Sec61 subunit beta
Exons: 2
Coding region: 175-420 (81 amino acids)
Biological process (GO): intracellular protein transport
Cellular component (GO): Sec61 translocon complex; endoplasmic reticulum membrane
Source: RefSeq, a predicted model, not a curated record